AUGGAAUCUCACCAGCAGUCUAAUCCCACGCCGUCCCCCUGGGAAUCAGACUCCGCCGCCAGCCCACCACUGUCAGCCCUAUCCCCAGAGUCAGACCCCACCUCGUCCUCUCUUCAGUCCUUGGAAAUCAUCUCCACCCACUUCCACACCGCCAACUCCGGCCUGCCAACCGAUAUCCUAUCCAUCCCUCCAUCAGCUCCGGCCUCUCAUCCACACCCAGAUCCUUCCAGGCCCAGUUGCAGUGAUCAUCCAUCCGGACUUACCUCCAUGCCCUCUUCUCUAGCUUCUCCAGAUCCUCCGCGUCAUCCUCUCACUCAGACCCCUUCUCAAACUCAAAACACCGCCUCACCAGCCUCCAAGUCCUCCGACUUGUCCGUCCAUCCCCAUCCACCACCUCAACGCUUGAGUGUCCUUCGCCAGGGUGGAACCGCCAGCGUUCUCGACUUGGCCAGCUUGGUUCGAUCGGCCCGUGACCGAGCCCAGCAAUCCAGUGAUUUCAUCUGCUCGCCUCCCCUAUACAAUUAUUAUUAUACCUCCACAUCCUCCUUCAAUUUUCCUCCCCUUCGCCCCGGCCUCAGCGACUCGACUCAAGAAAACCUUCACUCCUCAAACGCCUCCCUAGAACCCAAAUCCCUCUCGCUAUCUCACUCGUCCAUCCAAAACCACCAGAUUAUUCCCACCCUCGAUCGUCAUGUGCGAGCUGAACGGGAGUCUUCUCCCUCCUCAUCCGCCCAACUUUCGAGCGUCGACAUCGCGAGCCUUGCCGAGCCGGCCUCGACCAAAACUCAACAGCACCCCGAGCCGGGGCUCUCCUCAUCUCUGGUGGGGCAUGAUGAUGAGAUUGAGUCCAAGAAACUGCGGAACCCCGAUCCGGAGGCGGAGCUGGAAGCCAAAAUGAUGUCAUCCUGUCUGCCGAUUUCGAUGGACGCGAUGCGCUCGUCGACCGGCCCUAAGAAGCGUAAACCCCACCGGAGUAAAUCUCAGAGCGGAGGUCUACACGCCUUCUGGGCACUCGGUCCUCACGAAGCCCUCCCCGAAUCAUCUGUCGAUCCCUGCUCCUCGACCCAAUCGAACCCCCCUCCGCUCACUCGCACCCGGCUCCGCUCCCUCUCCGGGCCAUCCUCAAACGACCCACAGCACUCUCUCAACACCAACGCUGUCCCGGGAGCAGGCAUCCUGAGCCCGUUCCACACCGGUUCUACAUAUGUACACCAUCUCUCUCGAUCGGCGUCGAUCUUGAGCGGAUUCCUGAUUGGAUUCGCAACGGCAAGAUUUGUAGUAAUCAUCUCAGUUGCAAAAAUGGUAACAAGCUUUGAAUCUCGCGGCUCAUAA
Molecule: messenger RNA, 1332 nt
Organism: Puccinia graminis f. sp. tritici CRL 75-36-700-3
Lineage: Eukaryota; Fungi; Basidiomycota; Pucciniomycetes; Pucciniales; Pucciniaceae
Exons: 4
Coding region: 1-1332 (443 amino acids)
Source: RefSeq, a predicted model, not a curated record